AUGUCAAAGAAUGUUAAACAGUUACUUUAAGAUCCAAAUUAUACAGUACCGCUAGAUGUGAUCAAACGAGAGUUAAGUAAAAUACCUGGAGGGGAAGAUGUAGAAAACUAGAUUUUAAUUUUAGAAAUACAAAGAAAUCCAAUAAACAUUGUUGCCAUUGUUAAUGGAUGGAAUAGAAGAAUUAUCAAAGGAAUUAGAAACAAUGAUAUAGAACCCUGAAAAGAUUGAUCCUGAAGAAAGAGAGCGUUUUAAUCCUUGCAUUUAUUUAGGGUAUAUCAAGUUAAUUAUGUUUUAUAGAUAAUAUUUAAUGAGAAACAAUCCAAAGUAGUAUUGAUUAAAUAAUAAUAUAUUAAUUAAAAUAUUUAAUUUUAUAUGAUUAGAAGAAUCUUUUGGAAUGUGAAGAAUUCAUUUUUUGGAGCAGGCAUGCUUAUAUUGAUCCCAGUUCAAUUCAUGUAUUUCCCAGUUUUACUCGGAGUCCCAACAUAUGCAGCAACUGUAUUGCAAUCUGGUAAUAAUUAAUCUUAAAAUAGGUUUAACAUAUUAUGAUGAAUAUGACGGAGAUGUCAAUGAAGGAAAUUAUUAUAAAACAAAAAGUGCAUGA
Messenger RNA from Paramecium octaurelia, 601 nucleotides. NCBI's taxonomy places the organism in Eukaryota, Ciliophora, Oligohymenophorea, Peniculida, Parameciidae. The record is from the annotation of a GenBank genome assembly.